CAUGGACGGCACGGCGUCGCGUCGGUGUGUCAAGUGCGCGGAGGGCAGGCCGGUGGUGGUGAUCCGCGCGGGGGACGCCUUCUGCAGGGACUGCUUCAAGGCCUUCUACACACACAAGUUCCGAGCUGUGCUGGGCAAGAGCCGCCUCCUCUUCCCCGGAGAGAAGGUGCUCUUGGCGUGGUCUGGGGGACCUUCGUCCAGCUCCAUGGUGUGGCAAGUCCGUGAGGGCCUGAGUCGGGAUUCUGCCAAGAGGCUGCGCUUUGUGCCUGGGAUCGUGUAUGUUGACGAGGGCGCCGCCUGCGGCCGGAGUGCAGAGGACAGGGCCAAGACCCUGGCUGAAGUGAGGCUCAUUCUGGAUACUGUUGGGUUCCCGCACCACGAAGUCACCCUGGAGGAGGUGUUUGACCUGCCGCCCUCAGUGCUGCACUGCCCUGUCCAGGAGCCGGCGCAGCCCCAGGAGGCCUACAAGGCGGCCGUGGGCAGCUUCCUCCAGCAGCAGCAAGGGUUGGGAGCCCAGGACGGCCCCUGGCCAGCCCCAGGGGACAAGCAGCUCCACCCCCAGCACGGCCUAGGCCCCCAGAGCUGGGCUGGGCAGCCAGUGGACGACCGGACCCAGGCGCUGCGUGAACUGUUCGAGUCUGCGAGGACCCUGACGGCCCGGGAGGAGCUGCUGCAGACCUUGCGGACCCACCUAAUCCUGCAUGUGGCCCGAGCCCACGGCUACUCCAAGGUAAUGACCGGGGACAGCUGCACGCGCCUGGCCGUCAAGCUCCUGACCAACUUGGCACUGGGCAGAGGGGCCUUCCUGGCCUGGGACACAGGCCUCUCGGACGAGCGGCACGGGGACGUGGUGGUGGUACGGCCCAUGCGCGACCACACCCUCAAAGAGGUCGCCUUCUACAACCGCCUAUUUGCCGUCCCCUCUGUCUUCACGCCGGCCAUCGACACUAAGGCCCCCGAAAAGGCCAGCAUCCAUCGGCUGGUGGAGGCCUUCGUCCUGAGGCUGCAGGCCCAGUUCCCCUCCACAGUCAGCACUGUGUACAGGACCAGUGAGAAGCUUGUCAAAGCCCCCCGGGAGGGCUGUGCCACCGGUGCCCGCUGCCUGCUCUGCCUGUGUGCACUGGACGUUGACGACACUGACAGCGCCACAGCGUUCGGGGCUCAGAGCUGCUCACGGCUCCCUCCCACACGGCCACCCCCUCCACUGGCUGAGGCAGAGACGCCCCCUGCCCCCUGUGGCCCUCCAGGCCCAGUCAGGGCCCAGGGCUGCAGCCGCAGGGAGGAUGCCCGGGCCCAUCUCCUGGAGCUGCUGUGCUACGGCUGCCGGCUGAACCUGAAGGAGCUGCCCUCCCUGAACCUGCUGCCUCCCUACAUCCAGGCUGAGGCCCAGCUCCGCAGCCAGAGGGCCUGGGUCAGGCAGCAGAUCCAGGAGCUCCUGAUUGAGGACACCAGCGACGGGCAGGACGGGCAGAGCUGUGCUGCAGGGAACUCCUGUGAUGCCUCCCUAUAAAUAAAAUUACGUUUUUAAUUAGAAAACUCUACAGUACACUGGGGGAGGGGGAC
Messenger RNA from Ochotona curzoniae (black-lipped pika), 1563 nucleotides. It is a transcript of the gene CTU2, whose product is annotated as cytosolic thiouridylase subunit 2. Gene Ontology annotation, molecular function: tRNA binding; sulfurtransferase activity. Gene Ontology annotation, cellular component: cytosol. Bases 2 to 1510 code for a protein of 502 amino acids. The record is from RefSeq and is a predicted model, not a curated record. Lineage: Eukaryota; Metazoa; Chordata; Mammalia; Lagomorpha; Ochotonidae. The transcript has 14 exons. Gene Ontology annotation, biological process: tRNA wobble position uridine thiolation.